Molecule: messenger RNA, 957 nt
Organism: Corylus avellana
Lineage: Eukaryota; Viridiplantae; Streptophyta; Magnoliopsida; Fagales; Betulaceae
Gene: GLB1
Product: nitrogen regulatory P-II-like protein
Biological process (GO): regulation of nitrogen utilization
Cellular component (GO): chloroplast thylakoid; cytosol
Molecular function (GO): enzyme regulator activity; ATP binding
Source: RefSeq, a predicted model, not a curated record
GUGAAUCAGUCAUGAUCCCCCAGAGACUCCAAGCGUCCUCCAUGCGUGAAUUCCAAGCCGAUCCUAAGGACUGCAAAAUUUUCCCAAUAAAAACCCGCAGCGUCAACUGCGAGGCCGCAUGAGCAGUACCUGACCCACCUUUUGCUCCUGCUGGCUGCUUCUACACCAACAAUCAUGGCUACAAUGGCGAAACCUGGCGCUCUUGGUCCCCUCAAUGCCCACUUCAAAAACCUCCCUCUCAUUGACUUUGCCUCCUCGAUCAUUCGCCCCAACUUUGGACGCUCCCACCUCCCUCUUCAGCUCAAUGUGACUCUGAAGCACACCAAGAAUGCCUCAAUUGUGCCCGUCAUCAGAGCCCAGAGCUCUCCUGAUUAUCUCCCGGACGCCAAGUUUUACAAAGUGGAAGCUGUUCUGAGGCCCUGGCGAAUCCCGAAGGUUUCUUCGGCCCUGCUGAAGAUGGGAAUUCGUGGUGUUACGGUAUCUGAUGUUCGGGGCUUUGGUGCUCAAGGUGGCUCAGCAGAAAGGCAGGGUGGCUCUGAAUUUUCUGAAGACAAUUUUGUUGCUAAAGUUAAAAUGGAAAUUGUGGUUGGCAAAGAUCAGGUUGAAGCAGUAAUAGACAAGAUAAUCAAGGAGGCAAGGACUGGAGAGAUUGGCGAUGGCAAAAUUUUCUUGGUGCCCGUCUCGGACGUGAUAAGAAUUCGUACUGGCGAGCGCGGCGAGAAGGCAGAGAGGAUGACCGGUGGGCGAGCUGACAUGUCAGCUACUGCAUGAUCCUUAGAGAUGAAAUGAGCAGUGCAGAUUUAGAGCUAAGCCCUCCUCCUGCAACCUGCUCUAAACAAACCCAACCCAUUACUCCCUGCUCCUUUAGAGCCAAGAAGAUAAUGCUACUUAUGGUUUCUAAGCUUUCUCUUGUGAGGAAUAAAAUAUGAAAGGAAAGACUAGUCUUGUUGCUUUUCU